Papaver somniferum (opium poppy) is the source of this 475-nucleotide messenger RNA. RefSeq lists its product as uncharacterized. The transcript has 4 exons. The coding region runs from base 33 to 437 and encodes 134 amino acids. The record is from RefSeq and is a predicted model, not a curated record. NCBI's taxonomy places the organism in Eukaryota, Viridiplantae, Streptophyta, Magnoliopsida, Ranunculales, Papaveraceae.
UUAAGUAUGCAUGUGUGGGCUAUUCAGUGCACAUGGAUGGCAAAGAUAAAGAUCCAUCUAUGAAUCUUGAUGCAGGGGCAAGAAACCCAUCAACUCCACAAGGGAAACACUCUGAAUUGCCGUUUUGUAUUGGUGUUGAGCUUUUGGUGGAUGAAAGACCUGCAGCAGCAACUGCAGGCCACGCUCCAGGUCAUGUUCCAGGACGGGCUCCAGCCUAUGCCCCAGCACAUGCUCGUAAAACGGAAGAUGGUCAACCUUUGUCGCAACCGCAACCAAGCAAGCCACCGCAGCCUGCAGCAGAGGAAUUCUUGCCUAGGUUUGCUCGUAAUGCAAAUAUAGUGGAGUCUGGUCUAUUGAAGAACAGAUAUAGAGUUGGCAACUACAUCAAGGCUAAUGAUGAUGAUAUGAUGUACCCUUACCGUAGGAGACCCAAGUAACUAAGUUCAGAGGACAACUUUCCGCUGACAUUGUAUAA